CCAAUCCUCGUGCAUGUGAAAAAGGUUGUGUCAAUUCAAACAGUUUUAUCCUAAAGUUGAUUGUUAAAAGCGAGCCAUGUCUGCGAUAAGUUUGCUGAAUCCCAAGGCUGAGUUCGCCAGGGCGGCUCAGGCGCUGGCCAUCAACAUAUCCGCGGCCAAGGGUAUCCAAGAAGUCAUGAAGACAAACCUCGGGCCCAAGGGUACCAUGAAAAUGCUUGUGUCGGGAUCGGGAGAUAUCAAAAUUACCAAGGAUGGCAAUGUUCUACUUCACGAAAUGCAGAUCCAACAUCCUACAGCGUCCUUGAUCGCAAGAGCAUCGACAGCUCAGAACGACAUGACCGGCGAUGGAACAACCAGCACAGUCCUGCUUAUAGGAGAACUACUGAAACAGGCAGACGUGUACAUUUCCGAGGGUCUCCACCCGAGAGUUGUCACGGAAGGUUUCGACCAGGCCAAAACUAAAACUCUCGAAGUCUUGGACAGUAUGAAGUUGCCCAUCGAACCCACCAAGGAGGCCCUUCUCUCCGUCGCGAAAACUGCCCUCAAGACUAAAAUUCAUCCUGUUCUCGCCGAAAAUCUCACGGAGAUUUGCACCGAUGCUGUUCUUCACAUCAGACAGCCAGAUCAGCAGAUUGACCUGCACAUGGUUGAAAUCAUGGAGAUGCAGCACAAAACAGCGGCCGACACAAUUCUCAUCAAAGGGCUCGUGAUGGAUCAUGGCUCUAGGCAUCCAGAUAUGCCAAAAAAACUCGAAAAUGCUUACAUAUUGACUUGCAACGUCAGUAUGGAGUACGAAAAGAGCGAGGUGAACAGUGGCUUCUUCUACAAAACAGCCGAGGAGCGCGAAAAGUUGGUCAGUGCUGAACGGGAAUUUAUAGACAAUAGGGUGAAGAAAGUCAUUGAAUUGAAGAGAAAACUUUGCAACAAUAACGACAAGAGCUUUGUUGUAAUCAACCAAAAGGGCAUUGACCCACCAUCCCUGGACAUGCUUGCCAAAGAAGGAAUUAUGGCUCUCAGGCGAGCCAAAAGGAGAAACAUGGAGCGAUUGAGCCUUGCGUGCGGUGGGCAAGCUGUGAACUCAUUUGACGAUUUACAAGAGGAGCAUUUGGGCUAUGCUGGUGUCGUCUACGAACACGUUUUGGGAGAAAACAAAUUUACAUUUGUGGAAGACUGUAAGAAGCCCAAUUCCGUAACUAUAUUGUUGAAAGGACCAAACAAAUACACGCUGGUUCAGCUAAAAGAUGCUGUUUACGAUGGAUUAAGAGCAAUCAAGAAUGCCAUAGAGGAUGGUGCAGUGAUUCCAGGAGCUGGAGCAUUCGAAGUAACUGCUUACCAAGCUCUCCAGAAGUACAAAGAACAAGUUAAAGGAAAGCAGCGUCUUGGCGUCCAAGCUUUUGCAGAAGCUCUACUUAUAAUCCCAAAAACGCUGGCCGUCAACAGUGGAUUUGAUACUCAAGACACAAUCGUUAAACUGCAAGAAGAAACAAUUAGUUUGAAUCAGCCUGUGGGAUUAGACAUUUCUUCCGGAGAAGCUCUAGACCCUACAGCAGCUGGCAUCUUUGAUAAUUAUGUAGUAAAGAAGCAAAUUGUCAACUCCUGCACGGUCAUUGCCAGCAAUCUUCUUCUCGUGGAUGAAAUUAUGAGAGCUGGAUUAUCAUCGUUGAAAGGCUAAUUAUCAAGUAUUGAAAAUUUUCAACUCUAUCAAAUGUGCUUUAUCAUAUUUUUACUGUAUUUGUACGUUGAACGCUCGAAAAUAAAAAAUAUUUCUACGCAUUACCAUACGCAUUUUUACGAUUUUACUGAAAUAAAAGUCUGUGGCCUUUA
Messenger RNA from Copidosoma floridanum, 1824 nucleotides. It is a transcript of the gene CCT6, whose product is annotated as chaperonin containing TCP1 subunit 6. Gene Ontology annotation, biological process: protein folding. Gene Ontology annotation, molecular function: ATP-dependent protein folding chaperone; ATP hydrolysis activity; ATP binding. Lineage: Eukaryota; Metazoa; Arthropoda; Insecta; Hymenoptera; Encyrtidae. The record is from RefSeq and is a predicted model, not a curated record.